Exophiala aquamarina CBS 119918 is the source of this 1158-nucleotide messenger RNA. RefSeq lists its product as uncharacterized. The record is from RefSeq and is a predicted model, not a curated record. Lineage: Eukaryota; Fungi; Ascomycota; Eurotiomycetes; Chaetothyriales; Herpotrichiellaceae. The transcript is spliced from 3 exons. The coding region runs from base 1 to 1158 and encodes 385 amino acids.
AUGGCGGUGUCUCGUAUGACACUGGCCGAUCAGUACAGCGGCAAAGAUAUUAGACUACAAACUGGUAAGGAGUACGGCUACGCCUUGAAAUUGGCCAACGCCACUAUCCGAGACAAUGCUGCCAGUAUACAAGACGAGACCGUUGUAGCUGUCUGGCUGUUGGGCCUCUAUGAGAUGAUUAGUAUCAUCCUCACACAUGGCAGGACAUCGGAAGGCUCUUUGACCGAGGAAGAAGAAUGGCAGUCUCAUAUCUCUCAUGUAAAAGGAGCGAUGAAUCUGCUGAGGCUUCGCGGGCUCGUACAAUUCACGCAUCCUCGAUCGGAGAAGAUCUUUCGUAUCUUCAAGGCGGCUAUUCAAAUGCGUCUCUUCAUUCUGAAUUCGGUGACCUCAAAAGACUUUGACGAUCUUGAGAUCGACGUGUACAAUGAGGAUCAAGAAUUCGUUCCUUCCAAGACCGCAAACAAAGCUACUGCGUACUUUCACAGUGUGGCCCGUUUGCUGGAGAAGAUCAAGCAAUUUCUCAUUCGGAGAUCUGACAAGCCUGAGCUGGUUGAUAGAGUCAAAGCUGACGGAUAUACCCUCCUUCAAUACGGCGAAGCCCUGGAUGUAAGCAUGGAAGGCUGGAGCAAGGAUGAACCUGGAUGGGACAUUAUGUCUGUCCGUGCUGAAACAGCCGGUACCAUGUGGGCUCUUUACCCUUCUCAUGCGGUCUACUAUUUCUACAGUUUCUGGAUCUACCUCUACUGGUUGCGAUUCCUCAGUGCCCGCGUCAAGCUCUAUGAAGCUCUCAUUGAAUUGCGGAAGGUCGUUUCGCAGGAGAGUCUCUCUAACGAUGCUCGUCGAGGUUCUGCGACCCAAAAUUUACACCUCUCAAAAUACAGGACCAUCAUACAGAUGACCGCAGCUGAGCUCAUCGGGCUAACAGCCUAUGCUCUAGGAGAUGUUACACCGACGGGUGCUUUCAAUUCGUCGGCCUCAGGUCGGAGCCCACAUGGCGGCUUCCGAGAGAUCAACGUUGUUGCAACGAUGCAACUGGUGAUACCGCUGAAGAUGUUGCAGAGGUCGCAAUAUCCCACUCCAACGCAAAAGGGGGCAGUCGACCUUGCAAUCACACAUAUUGGCGACGGAUUUCGGCGGCAACCUCUUCUUCUCACCUGA